AUGGCGGCUCGGCUACUGGGUUGUGUGUGGUUGACUGCAGUUUUCCUGCGUUUCUUUUGGGUUUUCCUUCCACAAACAGGCUACAUCCACCCAGACGAGUUUUUUCAAGCAACAGAGAUCACUGCUGGAGAUAUAUUUAAAUUGAAACACACAAGAACGUGGGAAUUCCAAGAAGAAUUUCCUGUCCGAUCUGCAGCCUUCCCAUAUGCUUUCACAGGCUUACCGUUGUAUAUCUUGAAGACUUUCUUGGAUGUAGAAGCUACCACGUCAAAAUCUAUUAUUGUAGCUCCAAGACUAUUCAUCUCGGGUGCUUCUUUGAUCAUCGAUUUGUCAGUUUAUGUAAUUUGUCGAAAUCUUCGAACAGACCCAGUACCGUCCUUAUUUCUUCUUGGAACUUCCUUCGUAACUCUGGUGUUUUAUACGCGGACGUUUUCCAAUACAGCCGAGGCUAUAUUUUUCGCUUCUCUUCUCCUAUUGGUUGUGCUCUCCUUGGCGAAAAGAAGUGCUUUAUGCACAAGAAAGGACCAGGCACGAUACUUCUUGAUAGGGACCGUCGUAGGUGUAGGGAUUUGGAUCCGUCCCACUUUUCUGGCCUUUGCUUGUGUUCCUUUGUGUUGGUGCCUGCUGGAUGUUUGUUUGCUCAGAUGGUCCAUCGACAAAAUGAUUUCAAAACUUGUAACAAAUGUUAUGAAAUACUGCAUUUGGUUGGGUCUUGGUGGAGCUCUAACAAUUGUCAGUUUGGUUGUUUUGGACUCUCAUUACUUUGGGUAUUUGCAAAGGAGAAAAUUUGUUUUGACACCUCUCAACUUUUUCUUGUACAACAUGGACACCAGCUCACUGAAACAACAUGGUCUCCAUCCGAGGAUUACACAUUUUGCGGUGAACAUGCCACUUUUGUUUGGACCUCUAGCUUUAGUUUUGUAUGUAUAUGCUGUCUAUGCCACAAUGAAAAGAAAGUUUCUGGUACCUAUGAUGUUUUUGCAAACUGCGAAUGAUAAAAAGGACAAUACCAGUAAUGCUAUGAGAGCUUAUUUCAUUUUAAAGAUGCUUUUGUUUAGUAUUUUAGUUCCUGUGGUGUUGCUGUCGUUAAUACCACAUCAAGAGGCACGAUUUAUCACCCCAGUACUUGUUCCACUUGUAGUUGUGUUUUCCCAAAUUUCUUCGUCUUCCUCUGUUACACCCCUAAUACUAUUAUGUUGGUGUAUCUGGAACGUGUUUGGCUGCGUGAUGUUUGGAAUAUUGCAUCAAGGGGGUGUGUACCCAUGUCUUGCACAUCUCCAAAGGCAUCUUCACUUCACACGGAUUAACACUUUGAGCACAUCAUUUCAUGUGACUUUUUACCACACCUAUAUGCCACCCCAACAUCUUUUAGCUUGGCCCAAGCUGGCUUAUAGUUCCCACAAAGGGAUGUAUCACAACUUGGCACUGUAUGACUUAAAAGGUGCUUCACGAGAUGAGCUAUACAAACAUUUAACAAUAAAUUUGGAGAAAACUGAGGCUCGUGGGAUGAAGAAAGAGGUUUUUUUGGUAUGUCCAUCAACAGUGAAGUUCCAUGAUCCACGGUUUGAAUUGAUAAAGCAGUUUUACCCUCAUCUAAGUAUGGAAGACCCCCCUGACUUGAACAAUCUCUUUCACCCAGCUCAAAUGCAAUCUGGUCCUUGUUCAAGCAGUCAUCAAGAGAGUAAGUAUCAAGAUACAGGAUUUACAGAGAUCACAUGUCUAAAAGACAACAAAGAGAAAGACACAACUUGGUGGAAAUUCAUCAUUUGGGAAGAUCUCAAGAGGUGGACUAGAUCAGAGCUUUCUUUGAAUCUCUACAGAUACAAAAAAACAAAAAAAACAAACAAACAAACAAAAAAACAAAAAACUGCUUAAACUAUACUUCUAAAACAUACAGUGGCCCAAAAACUAAUAGAAAUGAUCAGACAGUUUUUUCAAAAGGUUUUACUUUAUAUUUAAUAACAUGAGUUGUGUCUGAGGGAAAGCAGUCGAGGACUGGGGCUUCAAUAAUACAACCCUCACUGAAGUAGUAACAAGAAUAAAACAAAAUGAAACAAACAAGCAAAAGAAAUAUCUUAAAAGCUAGACCUCAGAGUAACUUUCCACUAACUUUAUUGUAGUGAAAUCCAUCCAGGAGUAAAAAUAUAAAUUAGAGAAUUGUUUUAGCAAUCCAAAUAAAUAUGUCAACUUUUC
Stylophora pistillata is the source of this 2193-nucleotide messenger RNA. Its product is annotated as GPI alpha-1,2-mannosyltransferase 4. Gene Ontology annotation, biological process: GPI anchor biosynthetic process. Gene Ontology annotation, cellular component: endoplasmic reticulum membrane. NCBI's taxonomy places the organism in Eukaryota, Metazoa, Cnidaria, Anthozoa, Scleractinia, Pocilloporidae. The record is from RefSeq and is a predicted model, not a curated record. Gene Ontology annotation, molecular function: alpha-1,2-mannosyltransferase activity.